Messenger RNA from Didymodactylos carnosus, 1431 nucleotides. Lineage: Eukaryota; Metazoa; Rotifera; Eurotatoria; Philodinida; Philodinidae. The record is from the annotation of a GenBank genome assembly.
AUGCAACCCAAUAUUCGUAGUGCAUUGUUUGAUGUUGCACUACAAUUAAGUGGAACGGCAACGCCACAACCAUCGACGAAUAUGUUAUUAUUAUCAUCUACAAAUUCAAAUUCACGUUCACCACGUCGUACACAAUCAACUGUUCAAGAUCGAUCACACCAAUCUUGCCCAACGGGUCAGAAUUUUAUACCACGUUGCAGUUUAACACCAUUUUUAAUACAAUCUAAACGAAAUCAUACCGUCGUUCCUAGAGUAAGAAUAUUAAGAGACAUAGCAACACAAACAGAAUCUAAUGAGACAUCAGAUGAUCUAACAUCGUCCAUUCAACGUCCAUCUAGUUUAAAUCUAGUAUCGAAUGACUUGUGUAUAUCAGAAACAAGAGAUUAUACUUACACUGAACCAGCGACGUCUUCAUCAUCAUCGGUAUCAACAAAAAAUUCUAGUGUUAUUAAAUCAACUUUACUCGGACUAUGGAACGGUUUGAAUAAUGAUGAUAACAAUAUAAUUAGAUCAGCAGCCACUUCACCUAUUGAUAGUAAAUAUUAUGAAGAUAAAGCACGAACGAAUACACCAAAUUGGAAAGCUUUUACUAAAGUGGUGACGUCAUUAUUGCAUUUUACAAGAAAAAAAGAACGCUAUGAAUGGAUUCAAUUAGUGGGUCAUGCAGGUGCAUUUAAAGAAGGUUAUCAUGAUGGAUUUAUACUCAAAGAAUUGUGUGAACAAGAACGACAAUGUUUUGAAUUACUUCAAACAGAUGCACUAAGAACAUAUGUUCCACGUUAUAUUGGUACUGUGCACGAUGACGAAGGAAAAGAUUAUAUUCAAAUUCAAGAUUUAUUAGCUACAUUUCGUGAUCCAUGUAUUAUGGAUUGUAAAAUUGGUGUACGAACAUAUCUUGAAGAAGAUUUGGCAAAAUCUGAGAAAGAUCCAGAACCAAGACAUGAUCUUUAUAAUAAAAUGAUACAAGUUGAUCCAUUAGCGCCCACAGCCGAAGAAAAUGAAAUACAAAAAGUUGUAAAACCACGUUAUAUGAUGUGGCGUGAAACAUUAAGUUCAACAGCUGAACUUGGAUUUCGAAUUGAAGCAAUUAAAAAAUCACGUGGCUUAAUGUCAAAAGAAUUUCAACGGACUAAACUUCGAGACGAAGUCAAAAAACAAAUAAUGGAAUUCAUUGGAAAUUCAUUGCCUAGAGCGUUGAUUGGUUCUUCGUUACUGUUCGUUCAUGAUAAUAACGAAGCAUCAAUAUGGAUGAUUGAUUUUGGAAAAACCCAACCACUAAAACCGGGAAUAAAACUCACACACGAUCGAUCAUGGAUUCGUGGUUCACAUGAAGAUGGUUAUUUAAUUGGUAUUAAAAAUUUAAUUGAUUUAUUUACAGAUAUUAUUGAAGAUAUGAGAACAACAACGAUAACAAAAAAAAGAAUUGAAUGA